Penicilliopsis zonata CBS 506.65 is the source of this 162-nucleotide messenger RNA. RefSeq lists its product as hypothetical. The annotation marks the transcript as partial. NCBI's taxonomy places the organism in Eukaryota, Fungi, Ascomycota, Eurotiomycetes, Eurotiales, Aspergillaceae. The record is from RefSeq and is a predicted model, not a curated record. The transcript has a single exon.
AUUGAAAGCAUCUUCCACGCUAUCGGCGCGUGCCUGAUGGGCAUCGUCAAUGCCAUCGGUGCCGUGUGCCGUGCGAUCAUCGAUGGAAUCGUCACGGUCUUCGAUGUGAUUAUCUCCUGCCUGACCUGUCAGAGUUGUCGGGGAGGUGGGAUGAGACGCCGA